Messenger RNA from Condylostylus longicornis, 7482 nucleotides. RefSeq names its product protein stum (gene stum). The coding region runs from base 1301 to 6937 and encodes 1878 amino acids. Gene Ontology annotation, biological process: proprioception; taxis; sensory perception of mechanical stimulus. Gene Ontology annotation, cellular component: sensory dendrite. Lineage: Eukaryota; Metazoa; Arthropoda; Insecta; Diptera; Dolichopodidae. The transcript has 11 exons. The record is from RefSeq and is a predicted model, not a curated record.
AAUCUUCACAACAAAAAAUUCUUUUAAACAUGUGUGUAUAUCGCCAUCAGGGACAUUUAUUUAAUACAUAAUAUAGAAAAAUAACCACUACAAGCAUAAUGUAAAUGAACAAAAUAAAAAGAAAAACUAAAAUAAAUAAGCGAAUAUAGUGUAAAAGAAGAGAGAAAAAAAAUAAGCCGUUAUAUUAUAUUAAACCGUUGCUUUUCUAUAACGUUUUAUAAUAUUUUUACAUUUCCUUUUUGUUCUACAUUCAUGACAAGAAAUAUAUGAUCAAGUGGGCCACAUGUAUAAUGGACACAUAAGAAAUAAUAGCCAGUACAUCAUAAGGCGUUGAACUAAUCAAAACUAUAUAGAAAAGCAUACAAACGGCAAGAAAACAAGAAAAAAGCGCGCAAUGUUAAUUUAAGAAGCAAUUUUGAUGUCUUCUAUAUUAAUAAGGAGAAAAAAAUAUCCCCAUAAAAAAAAGUACUUACAAAAACAAAAAUUAAAAAAAUUCAAUGCAGAAAUAGAAGAAAAUUAUAAAAGUGUACACGGCUCUAUUCUCAUUUAUGUGUAAAAGAGAAAAUUUCUUUAACUAAAUGACCUGUGGUAUUGCAAUUAAUGUUGCUGUUUUCGUUUCACCAAUUAUUAUUUAAAUAAACUACUGUUGUAAACACAAUUAUCAAUGCACUACAAUUAUUAUUAUCGUUACAUUCAAUGAUUAAAUGAAAACAAAAAAAAAAAAAGAAAUAUGUUUGAAUAAAAAAGUAAACAGUACUGCUGCAUUCUAUAACGUUUCACAGACACAUGUGCAACUUAUGUAUUCAUUAACAUCUACGUCCAAUGUAAAGGUGCACACAUCUAGACUUCUUUGUACGUCGUAUAACACAUAAAAUGCACUAGUUUCUAUAAAAUAAAAAAAAAAAAAAUAGAACGAAAAAAAAACAACAUUUAGGAUACAAAGUAUACUUUGUAAUAUCGUCAAUUUUAAAUUGUAGUACACUUUGUAGCAUCAUCAAACAGACAAAUGUUACAAAAAUAUUUAUGCAAAUUUCUACAUAUGGCAAACCUUUCUUUAAAUAUAAUAACUCGAUGUAUAAAAUUAUUGUGGCUAGAUGUAGCCGGUUAAAAAUAAAAACUAUAGAGGAUUUAAUAGCCGGCAGGUGUUUUAAAUUUAAACACAAAUUGUUUCAUCAUCGAAAAUCAUCUUAGCACAGAAAGGCAUACAGAAAUUUUUAAAACAACAUACUUUUUAAGGAUUUAAGAAGAAAAAAAAUAAUAAAAAAUAAACAACAAAAUUUUCCAAAUACCCUAACAUAUCAUGAAAAAAUCACCUCUUCCAUCAACGAUUUCAUUAAAACAUUACGGCGAUUAUCAAAAUAUGUCACCAUCAUCAGCAACCAGAACCAGAAAUGCUGCCAAUAAUAAUAUAAAUAAUAACAUCAAUAAUAACCAAUACUUUGACAAUCAAAAUGUAAGUUUAUUUGGUGAUCCAGUUCAAUACCCACCACAGGAAGAAUUUCUUGAAAAUUUAGAUCGAAAUUUAUAUCGAGGUUUUCGUUCUAAUUCAAAUGCAGCCAGUUUACUUGAAGAUUUUCCGAAAUCUAAUAUUUAUGGUGAAAUGAAACAUGAUGAAGAAACAGGGAUUCGUGCAAUUUCGGGAAAUAUUAGAGGUAAAACAUUCGAUCCGGGUGUUAUUCAUCAAACUAAUCCUGGUAGUUUAUUUCGAAAUACUGGUCCUGAUAUACAAAUUUUACCAGAAAGUGAUUCUAGUUCUGACAAUAGAACAAGCCCUCGUUAUACUAAUUUAGAGAAUUAUGAACAAAGACUGUCAAGUAAUCCUAGUGAUAUUGUUGAUUUUGUAGAUUCAAGUUAUUUAGAUGUAAAUAGAAAUACCGAUGAUAAAGCAAGAAGACUGUCUGAAUUUUCAGAAGAUUUUCAUGAUAGUUUUGAAAACUUUAAAGAUACUAGAGAAAUGAUAGUUGAACCACCAAGAAUAUUUUCAGCUGAUCAAAUUUCGGUUAAUAAGAAUUUACGACAAUAUUCUAAUGAAUCCUUAUCUAGCAACGAUUGGUUUAAACCGGAUUACCAAGAAUUUACAAAAAUUCCAAAAUUAAGACCGAGUUCGAAGAAUGUAAUUUCAAUUAAUCGACAACAAAUUCGUCAUGAAUCACCUGUCGCCACAUUAUUUAAUGAUUCUGGAGGAUCCUGUAGUGAUGGUGAAAAACCUGUCGAUGUACGAUCUAGUUACAUAGAGCCAUUGCCAAAUAUACGAAUUCAACCGGAGUACACACCAACUCAGAUACCAGUUCCGACACCAACGCCAAACAAAAUAACAACAGAUGUGCCACUGGAGUCCUCAAAAUAUGAUAUUUCUAAACCCGCUUUACCUGAUUCUUUACAUAAGCCUCUAAAUAUCACCGAGCCUAUUCCGAAAGGGCUCCCACCGACAGGUAUAACCUCUCUUGGUAAAAGGGAAAUUUCUCCUGUGAUAAUGACCAACGCAAUUUGUACUGGUGCUGAUUUUAGGAUUAAUGCUCCCCGAUCACACAAGAAGCCAUCAUUCACCAUUAUUAAAGACAAACCAGAGCCCGCUUCAAAAAUUCCGAGUCCAAAGCGUCAUACUUCUCAGAAAAUAACAACAAAGGAUGAUAGAGCAGCUUUAUCUGCACUUGGCCAAAAUUUAUCACAACGAUCUAUGUCAUCCCAUCAACUAAGACUGCCUCAAAUAACUGGCGUCUAUAAUCAACAACAAGUAGUAGAGUCACCAAGGCCAUCUGUGCAAUUCAACAUGUCUUCCGGUAUAAAUUUUUCGAAAUCAUUUCAUCCGUUCAACGGAGCACCCAAAGGUAUAUUGCAACAAAAACAGCCUGGAAUGCCCUUUUCAGGAAUGCCAUCUACUGCAACUCAAAACAACCGAGUAAGAAGUUUUGAAGCACUCCCAACGAAGUUACCUCCACUACCUAAUUUUAUACCAAGAACCCCUUCGAAGCGCUUUAACAAAACAGAGGAUAAUUUCUAUGAAAAUCGUAGCAUAAGUGCCGCUGGUUAUAAUCGCCCAUUCUAUGCCAUUCAAAAUCCAACAAGUAGAGAACGAGGCUUAUUGCGGAUAAUAAACAGUGCGGGGAAUUCUCCAUCUCGAAUUCCUAAGGUAAAUUCGAAUUGGGUUCCUAGAAGCAUGAUUAAUUUAUCUGAGAGACGUGGCAAGUCCAUAUCUCCACAAAGAAGAGCUUCUAUAUCCCCACCAAAUAAAAAGACAAAAAGAAGAGGCAGAUCUGUAUCUCCAACAUUCUUUGAUCGAAGGAGCUCUAGUCAGACGGAACCUCGAAGUUCUAUAAGUUCAGACCGAAGAAGUUCAAAUUUAACUUCGGUAACUACUUCAGAUUUCAGUUAUAGACGAAAUCCUACAUCACCCAUGAGAAAUUUUACAGCUAAGCGAACGUCUUCAUAUGGAACAAUAAAUAAUAAAAUGGGUCGUAGAAAAUCAAUUUUUCAAAGUCAACCAAAUCUACUGAGACCUCGCUCAGAUUCAAUUGUUAACCGAACAAAUAGAAUGUCGAAGUCCCAGAGGAAGGUGGCCAAACCCACAUCUUUAUCACCCAUUAUUGGUACUCCUAAUAAGGAUGAUCCAUUGAGUCCGGAAGAAAUAGAGAGUUCAGAGAGAUUCAUUGCAAGUGGUUUAAAUUUUCGAGACACAAAGAUGGAUCCUUUAACAAGAAUACCAAUUCGUAACGGAUCCGAUGUAAUAACCAGGUCUGAAUCUAGAAUUCACAUGCGGGCCCAAUCGCAACCCGGCUCUAGAUCAAAUUCUAGAGGUCCUUCAUUAUCAAACUCUAGAUCGGGUUCGCCAAUGAAGGAGUUCGCUCCUACAUCCAGACCUAAUUCUAGAGCUGCUUCAUUGUCACCAUCAAAACAUACUUCAAAAUCUAAUUCUAGGGGCGGUUCACAACCUUCUUCAAAACCUCAGUCACGAAGCAAUUCCCGACCAACUUCUAGACAACCAUCCAGAGCAACUUCGAGAACUGGAUCAAGGGCUAGUAGUACUCAUAAAGAAACUUCCAUACCGAGCAACCGCUCUAGAUCGAAUUCCAGAAUAAGUUUAAGUCCUCCUAAAAAUCGUAAAAGUAGCCCACCAAAACAAAAUUCAAGCAAAAAAAACGCAAAUUCAAAAACUAAAAGUCGAAGUCCUAGUCCACAAAAGACCAGACGGAAAUCUAUUAGUCCACCUAAACCGACAACUAGAAGUAGAAGUCGAGGUCGAACAAAAUCUCCUGACAAGCGAAGUCAAAGUACGAAAUCGAAAACUACAACAUCAACAAGUAGAUCCAGAUCUCCCAAAAAAUCCGUACGCCGAGAAUCGCCAAAAAGGUCAAGUAUUCGCAAAAAUGAUAAUAAAAGUGCCAAAAAUUCAGUGAAUAGUAAAAAUUCUGAUAUUAGUUCAAAAAGAGGAUCCUCAAUCAAAAGAAAAGAGGGUGAGCCAACACUAAAGCGUGAAGCCAGUAGCUUAAAGCGUGGAACUUCCAAUUUAAAACGAGAAACAUCUAACAUUAAGAAAGAAACAACAACAAGUAUAAAAAGAGAAACAUCUAAUUUGAAAAGAGAAACCUCAAAUUUAAAACGGGAACCUUCACGAAUGAGUUUAAAAAAAGGGCCGCCAAGUAAUACCCAAAAGGAUUUAAUGAAGAAAAAUCCACCAAGCAAUAUUAAAAAAGAACCAUCAAAUCCAAAAAUUGAAGCAACUUCUGGGAAAAUGAAAAGGGAGCCUUCAAAUCUUCUUAAAAAACGUACUGAUAGUAAUUUAAGUAGCAAGUUAGAAAAAAACACCAGUUCUAAAAAUGAAAAAACAGAAAUAACUAAGGUAGAUACAGUAAAUAGUUCAGAUAGUACGAAAUCUAAUGAUGGAACGACUAUGGAUACUGAUGGUAAGCUGAUCCCACUGACAAAAGCAAAUGUUGUUUCAAUGACUACUGCAGCUAUUGCAGCUCAGCCGGUACAAAUUACAACUGCCGUGACAAAUCACGCUCUUUUAAACAAAAUAAAUAGCAGUGGUCAACUUGUGAGCUCAGAAACAAAAAUUGAUGAUGUUCCUCUGGCAAUUUUAGAAAAGUCAACAAAAACCCUGGAAAAUAUACAAAAAACUGUUGCUGAAGCAACAGAUGAAAUUCAAAAAACAAUCCAUGAAAACCUGACAGAUCUUAAAAGCUUGGAAAAUGAUAUGAGUAAGGUCGGAGUAACAGAUGCAAAAUUCGCAACGUCAUCUGGAACAGAGGCUCCUUUUGAUAAAUCUGAUAGUCUGAAAACUGUGAUAGAAAAUCCAACAUUAUCAAAAAAUGGAAAUGCAACCAAUAGUCACAGUAACGUGUCUCCUGCACCGCCUACACAACCAAUUGAACCGAAUGUAUCCGUUAUCGUUAAGGGAAAAUCUGCAGAAAAUACAUUACAUCCGAGUAAAGCUGGUGAUGUGAACGGAGGAUCAAAUGGUCACCAAAGUGGAAGUGGAAAGCACAAGGAUGAUGAAAGGGUUAGUGUUCGUGCAAUUUCAGUGUUACCAGAUGUAGAAUGUGAAAGUGCCAAUUUGCAGAAUUCUUCUGACAUUCAACAGGUACUAGACGAAUCAGGAACAAUUCAAACAUUGGAGGAAGGAAGUCAAGGUUUAACAAACAAGGGGAAAAAAGGUGCGAAAAGUUCAGAUAUGAGUGCUAUUCACACUGAGAGAAGUGGCGGCGGAGGAAAUGGUGAAUCUGACAAAAAUGAAAAAGAUAACAAUAACAAGGGCCCGCAAGGAAGUCAAGAACUUCUUACUGGCUCAGACGAAGAAACAACUGGUUGCUGUGGAAAAUCAAAAUGUUGUCGAUGUUGUACACGUUUAUGUAUGCCAUGCCGUCGCUGUAGAUGUAAUACAUCAAAAUGUUGUAAAAAGAAACAUGAUACAACAUCGGAAAAGGCAGCUGUCAUCGUUAAAGAGGUUAAUGAAAAAACACAAAAACAAAGUUGUUGGAAACGUAUGAAAUGUUGUAAUAGAAAAAAAUCUCAACCACCAAUCAAAGCUGGACGUAUGGAAACAAUAGCCGAAGAAUCAGAAGUUCAAUCAAAACAUAUAAGAAGAGAUAUGACAGAACCAAAAAAUGGUAAAUGUACAAUGUGUUUACGUAAAAUGUUCUGUUGUCGACCAGCAAAUAAAAUCGAAACAACAACAGAUGGUACAGAAAUGGAAACCGUUAAAUGUUGUUGUUGUAUACCAUGUAAGAAAAAGGUUAAAAAGCCGGGAGUACCAGCUUGGCAAGCACCUCCAAGAGCAUCACAAAGAAGAGAAAGUAUAUUAAGUGAACCACAUGGACCACCACAAACGCGCUGUCAAAGAAUAAUGAAUAAAUUAAAAUUUUGGAAGAAAAAGGAACCGGUACGAAAAGCUAGCAUUACAAGUCGAAAACAAAGUCUGGUACCAACAAAUCCUCCAGAGGAUACAAGACCGAAACUUCAUAAUGAUUUAGUUGAAUACAGUUCAAAAAUGAAAGGUGCAAUUCCAGUUUUACCAAUUUAUUUAGCAUAUUUUUGUACAGGAUGCAAUAUCAUUAUUCCUGGCUUAGGUACAAUACUGUCGGGAUUCUUUUGCCUUUGUUUUGGAAUACCACGCUUCUCACAGUACGAUAGUGCAAAAGCACGUAUUGGAUCAUUUGUUAUUAACUGUUUUGUUGGUGUGGCACAAUUCUUUUGCGUCCUAUUUUGUUUUGUUGGAUGGGGUUGGUCCAUAUGGUGGGGUACAAUUAUGAUGAAAACCGCAAAAAAACUUCAAAAAAUAAGAAAAGUUGAAAAAUUAGAACUUGAAGAGGAACAACGACAAGCAGCAGCCGCAGCUGCAGCAGCUGCAGAAGCAGUUCAAACAGCCAAUACAACAAAAGUUGGUGCUACUACAGCUCCUGGAAAUACAGAUAAAGAUGUUGAAGCUGGUAAAUCUUAAAAUGUCUAAUAGCAAUUUGAAAUGACAAUUAUAUUAUUACGAUGAUGAAAAAGAAACUUGCAUCAUAAAAGACACAUAUUGAACAAAAUUUGAGCGAGUACACGGUAAUAUCGCUGCGAUUAAAAUACAGCAAGGAAAAUUUGACUACAAUAUGGAAAAAAAUUAAUUAAUUUUUUAAAUUUUGGAAAAAAAUGUUCUUCCAUUUGAACUUCCGCAGUCUUAACAGUUACAUAUACAUAUAACUUCCAUUAUAAUAAAAAUUAAUUUGCUUCCGUUAAUUAAAUAUUAAAUUUUGUUAUUAAAGAAACACUGGUGAACAGAAACAAUGAAACUAAAAUAAAACCGACUGUACAAUUCAUUUUAAUAGUUAAUUGGUCCGUCCAAAUAAUAAAUGUAGUGCCUUAACUUUACAACAUUUGAUAGUUAAUGGAAAAACUCAAAAUAAUUAAUGUUCACAAUUCAUAUUAUAUACGUAUUAUUUACAAUAUAACCAGUGCUUCUCAACAUUAAAAAUGAAUCUUCCAAUGAGAUUUCGAGAACAAAAA